GAGGAGUGGAGGAGUGUGUCUAACAUGGGAGAAGGAAACUAUAAAGAAUUGUUUGAGUUUUUAAAAGAAAGUGGUUCAAUGAAGAGGAUCGAAGUUUGAGGUUGGGUUUUAUUAAUUUAUAUUUAUUUAUUUCCAUCAUAGUGGGGGGCGGUGAUGCACCGUGAAGGUCAGGGGCCACCCGCCAUCAAACAACAACAAAAACAACCACAACAACCACAACAACAACAACAACAACAACAAGAAGAAGAAGAAGAAGAAGAAGAGUUCCGCUGUGACGCGCUUCAGUAACACCGCGACGCUCCCUAACCGCAGCUGCACCGUCACGUCACCGGAAACACGCGUCACAGUUGACGGCCCCUAAACUUUCUGAUGAAAUCUCCGAAGAAGAAGCGACGAAGACCCGAGCCGAGCCGAGCCGAGCCCGAGUCCAGAAGACCUAACAGGAUCCGAACCAGGACCGGGGAGACUUUAACCCGCAUGUAGACUCACCUCCUCCGGGUUCAAGCUCUGACAUCUGUCGCUGUGUGCGGAACUAACCGUCAGCUAGCUGCUAAGCUAACCCGCUGCUAGGCUAACCCGCUGCUAAGCUAGCCCGCUGCUAAGCUAACCCGCUAGCUGCACCGGCUCUACGGAAUCCGACUCGAUGGAUCCGGUUCCGGACUCGGACCUGGUUCUGUCCUCGGACCGGGACUCGACCGUGCUCAGCUUCUGUUCCAAACUGUCCACGAGGAAGGGGCCCAGCCCCCGCGGAGCCCGCCCGGCCGAGGGCUCCUGUUCCCCGGGCUCCCGGUGCUCGAGGAGCCGGUGUGAGAGUCAGUGAAGCUCCGGAGAUCCAGUCUGAGACCAGGACCUGGACAAGGACCAGAGAUCCAGUCUGAGACCAGGACCUGGACCAGGAGGAGAGAUCCAGUCUGAGACCUGGACCUGGACCAGGAGGAGAGAUCCAGUCUGAGACCAGGACCUGGACCAGGAGGAGAGAUCCAGGAAAGACUUUGAAAGUGUUAAAGUGUGUGAAGCUGCUGCUGAGACCCAGACCUGGACCCGGACCAGAACCCGACCUGGACCAGCACCCGGACUGUGUCACUUUUAUAUUUAUUUUUAUUUGACACUUUAACGCCAGCGCCAUGUUGAGGAGUGGGACGGAGGACGGACAUGUCUCCAGCGGACAGAGCUCGUCCUCUCGGGCCGGCCGCGGGGUCUCGUCAGGCGGUCUGGUCCCUCAGGAGAGUCCGUGGAUCGGCCUGUUCUCCGUGGUGUCGAGGCCCGCGCUGUGCUUCGUGCAGAGGUUCCUCCCGGGUCGGGUUCCGGUUCCGGCUGACGAGGGCCCCCGGGGGACCGGGUCCGGGACCGGGACCGGGUCCGCUUCUCAGAUCCGCUUCACCGAGGAAGGAGGAGACUUCUUCAAGCAGCUGGAGCACGUGACGCAGCACGCAGCCGCUCAGCUGACCGACACGUGGUGUCAGCAGGGACCCGGACCCGGGGGGCCACUGGGACCCGGACCCGGCUCUGGACCCGGCUCCGCCCCCCCGUGGCUGACCGCCGCGGCUCUGCGGGACUUGGGCAUCGAGGACCCCGGGGAGCUGAGCCUGGGUCCGCCCACCCGGGUCGGGGGCGUGUCAUCUGUCAGGACCUUCCUGAACCCGGUCCUGAUGAACCCGGUCCUGAUGAACCCGGUCCUGAUGAACCCGGUGUCAGCUCAGGAAGUGAAACCCACGUGGUGGGGCAGUCUGUGGGGGGGUGAGGACAUUUCACAGAGAGCUUUGUCCUGGACUGAGGACCAGACCCCCCCACCCCCUGCAGGGUCACCGCCCCCCCCUGCAGGGUCACCGCCCCCCCCUGCAGAGGACUGGACUGUGAGAGAACCCUCUGGAGCCGCUGAGCACAAAGAGGGGGGGCCGGACAGUGAGGGUCUUCACACAAUCCAGAACCCAGGGGGGGCCACGGCAGAGCUCAGCAGCCCGGGAGGCGGAGCCUGCAGCGAGCCUCUGACCCCGGAGCAGGACCACGGUUACUCCAGCCUGGAGGAGGAGCUUCUCCUGUUGAAGAACUCCAGUGACGAGACGGGAACCUGUGAGACCCCCAUGCAGGACCAGAGGUCUGAGGGGACAUCAGAGACCCCCAUGCAGGACCAGAGGUCUGAGGGGACAUCAGAGACCCCCAUGCAGGACCAGAGGUCUGAGGGGACAUCAGAGACCACCGACGAGGACAGACCACCACACUCAGCUGAUGAGGGUCCGGCCGUGGACAACAUGGCGCCCGCCGGCCCCCCCGAGUGCCAGAACAAAGCCAUCGCCUUCAUCAUGGGCUGCCCCUGCAGCGACGAGGAGGACAGCAGCCAAUCAGAGUCCAGCGAGGAGGAGGAGGAGGACGAUGGGUUCGACAGCGAGGGCUCGUCGGACCUGUCGGACUCGACUGAUGAAGAGGAGGAGGAGUCAGACGGCGAGGGCGACGGCGAGGGCGACUCGGAGUCCGAGCGUCUCUGGAACGCGUUGUGUCAGAGCGUGGACCCGUACAACCCCCGGAGCUUCAGCGCCCAGCUGCACAGCACGCCGCCCAGGCCCGUUCCCACCGCCACCCGCACCGCCACACCCCCCUCUCCCCCCGCCUCCUCCCCCCCCUCCGGCCUGGACGUGUGGGACGACUCGGCCUCGGCGAGCGAGGCGGACGAGGUGGAGAGCCUCCGCCUGCUGAGCUCCUUCAGCUGCUCGUCGGACCCCUACAGUCCUUUGAACUUCCAGGCGCCCAUCAGGACCACAGGGACACACAAGGUGGGGCCAGAGGCCAAGAGGGCCCCCCGGACCCCCCCGGGCCCCCCCCACCACAAAGCAGCUUCUCCUCCUGAGUACAGGAAGGAGGAGGCCGAGGAGCGACUGGACAGCGGCUUCUCUGAGCCCCCGGCCCCCCCCCCCUCCUCCUCCACCUCUCAGAGCGCGGCCUCAACCAAGAAGGUGCGUUUCUGUGAGCGAGUGGAGGAGAUCUUCCUGGGCGGGGGGGAGGACCGCCGCGGCCCCUGGGAGCAGCUGGCCCGGGACCGCGGCCGCUUCCUGCGGCGCUGCCAGGAGGCGGAGCAGAGCAUCGGCUUCUGUCUGCAGCCGCAGCACCGCCGGCUGGUCGUCCUCCGGGGCCAGGGCACCCCCCCCACCCAGGAGGAAGACGCACCUGGACGCAUCUCACACUGAUUCAAUGAGAAGCUGCAGGUGUGGAUCAGAAACAAACAUUGUCAUCAUACUGACGAGAGACAGAGACUCAAAGACACAAAGACUCAAAGACUCAGAGACACAGACUUAGAUCUGCUGGACUCUUCACUGACUCGAGUCCUCGUCUGUUGUUCUGCAGCUUCGUCAACUAAUAUAUUAAGAUUCAGGGAAACUUUCUGACAAACGUAUUUAAUAAACCUGAGAGGUAUUGGUGAAGUACUGGUGAAGUACUGGUGAAGUACUGGUGAAGUACUGGUGAAGUAUUGGUGAGGUACUGGUGAAGUACUGGUGAAGUACUGGUGAGGUUCUGGUGAGUGUGGAGGUUUCUGUCCUCAGUGAACAUGUCUUCAGUGUCUCUGCUGUUUCAUCAUGAGAAACAGAAUCGUUGAUCUCAGUAUUAAUGAAUUUUAUUUCUGAUCAGUUUUAUUUUAAAGUUUUAAAGUCUUGAUUUGUCGUAAACAUCAACUUUUUAAACCGAUGAGAAAUGAAUUGAUCAACUUCUCUGUGACUCGAGAGUCAAACUGCAGCCGGACUCUGAAUCUUUGCAGCUCGGUUUGUUUGAGUUUCGUCUCUGAAGCCAAAGAUGAACAGUGGUCAUGUGACAGGAAGUGGAAUCUGCAUGAACUUCCUUGAGGAUUUAUCAGACUCUAAUCACUGAUAAUCGAUGCACCUGAUUGGUGUGAUGUUCACCACUGUGGAAUAAAAAGUAAAGAAUCGUC
Molecule: messenger RNA, 3916 nt
Organism: Limanda limanda (common dab)
Lineage: Eukaryota; Metazoa; Chordata; Actinopteri; Pleuronectiformes; Pleuronectidae
Gene: ppp1r15b
Product: protein phosphatase 1 regulatory subunit 15B
Exons: 2
Coding region: 1125-3179 (684 amino acids)
Biological process (GO): response to endoplasmic reticulum stress
Cellular component (GO): protein phosphatase type 1 complex; endoplasmic reticulum
Molecular function (GO): protein phosphatase regulator activity
Source: RefSeq, a predicted model, not a curated record